AUGGCCGCAACCUAUAUCCCAUCAUCCCCAACUCAAUCCAUAUGUCUCUCCAGUGAUAGUGAAGAUGAAUGUCCACAAAGAGAGUAUAAAAACCAAAAUAACCAUCGUAAGUCAGUUCAGUUUUCAAGCCACCUAGUGGUGGUUCACGAAACCUGGUGCAAUGAUGAAUAUGAUCGCACCUCCACCGAACCCGCACGCCUCUCCUAUCAGGAAUACUCCGAUCUUCUUCAGCUGCGCUGUGACUUGCAAAGGGAAACGGAUAAGAUGAUGAAAGCAGCAGCAGCAUUGCAAAAUGCAAAUGAUCAAGACAAUCACGCGAUGUAG
Messenger RNA from Acaulospora morrowiae, 324 nucleotides. The record is from the annotation of a GenBank genome assembly. Lineage: Eukaryota; Fungi; Glomeromycota; Glomeromycetes; Diversisporales; Acaulosporaceae.